Messenger RNA from Caretta caretta (loggerhead turtle), 3091 nucleotides. NCBI's taxonomy places the organism in Eukaryota, Metazoa, Chordata, Testudines, Cheloniidae. The record is from RefSeq and is a predicted model, not a curated record.
CCCUGAGGCUGGCUCUCUGCCUCGUGAACACGUUGGUUUUGAAGCAUCUGGCCAGGAGCCAAUCAGCGCUAUGUGAAGAGUGGAGACAUCUCCCAGUGGGAUAAGGCCGAUAACAUAAUGGGGACAUCGGAGGAUCUGCCCUCUCCUUGGCAUGCAGAUCUCUCAGGCGCACAGGGACAGGGAAUGUCCAGGGAACGUCAGACUGGCAUGUCCUGGGAUUCCAACCGGAAAGACUUGGCAAGCCCAGGCGUAGCGUAAUGCGGUGUCUGCCAGAGGCAGGUGGCCUCCUCCCCACUGCCGUGGACUGUUCGAAUGCUGCUUUAAUCAAGGAGAGAAUUCCCUCUCCCAAGGAAACUGCAACCCAGCCUGGUCUGAAUGGCAGGGCCAGAAUUCCAAUUAGUGGGGAAUCCAAAGAGAAGAGUCACAACAUGGUGGCUGGGGAGGAGGGAGUUUCAAGUGAGGUCCCUACAUCCCUAUUGAGGCAUCCAAAUAAGUGGCCUGAUUUCCAGAGAUGACCAACACCCCACAACUCAGUGGCAGUCAUGGGGCUCUGUGGGUGCUUAGUCCCUCUGGAAAUCAGGUCUCUUAUUUAUAUGCUGAGAUAAGGAUAUAGGUGAAUAAUUUUAAGCACCCAAGUUUGAAGACUUCAGCCACCGUCUUUGAUUCAACUCAGCCGUUCCUUGAUUGCUAGUACAAGAAAGACACCCCUGUGGCUUUGCUGUCAUGAGCUCUGUACUAGCCUGAUUUGCAAAGGGGUGUAGAGCCCUCUACCUGCAUUAACUUCAGCGAGAGUUAUGGGCACUCAGCUUCUUGAAAAAUGAGCCCCAAAUUGGCCUUUGACACCUCUGCCCACAAGCUCUCAGGAGGAGGGGACAGCAGACUUAGCUCUGGGCCAUUGAAAGCUCCAGGAUCUGUGCUGUAAGCAUCUCCCAUGUUACAGGAUCUGGUGAUGACACGAUAGUCACCUGAUGUAGUUAAAGCAGGGUAUAGAAGGGACUGAACAAGGUGAUAACAGGGUCCACAAUUUAGGGACCGUGGAUGCUGCAAGGCCAAACCAUGUGUUAAUUGGGCUGGACACAACUGUGUUGCAGCUGGAUCUGAGGAUGCAGUACUAGUUUCUGUAGUGAGGAGGCUUAGAGAUGGGCACAGAGCACUGAGGUGAUAUGUGCUAUGGGGCUUGGAGAUAUGAUAUGGAACCUCAUGGACUAUUGGGCCGUCUGUGGCACUGGGCCUUGGAGACCAUUUGUUAGGACACAGGAUGGGGCCUCAGAGCCGGCUGGGGGUCCCCUACUGCCCUAUGGCCUUUGCCAGUUGGCUGAGGAUGGGGUGGAAGACCUGCAGUUGAGGGACAUUUAAAGCUUCUCCAUUAUGUCUGCCCUGAAGUCUUUGUUAGAUUCUACCCAUCCUUCCCACAAAUAGGAAAGUCCAGCUCCUCCCAGGAGAUCCCUGUUUUUCUCCUCCUCGUGGCCAUGGAGCUGUAGGGCUUCGCAAAGCCUCCCUGAGCGGGUGAUGAAUGCAGCUCGGGAGUGACACCUUGCCAGCAGCAGCCAUUGCACACACUGCCCAAGCGCUGUGGAGUUUUUGGUGGACCAUUCUGCCUUCUUUCCCCCAAACCUGGCUCUCGACUGGCUGCCAGCAUUCCUUCAAAGGAGGAGAGACCAGAUCGUGGAUUUGGAAGCUCUUUGGGGGCCGAGAGGGUCAGCCAAGAGGUUGUCUUCCUGAUGAAGAUCGGAGCCACCCCUCUGUCUCCUCUCGAGCAGCUGCAUCCGAUGCAAUGAGUAACACGACCACUCCCACCUCCGCCGGGACCUCCAGCGACUCCUUGGUAGGGUAUGUCCUGGUGCCCUUCUUCCUCAUCACCGUCGUGGGCAUCGUUGUGGUGGUGAUGAUGUACAUUCAGAAGAAGAGGAGGUUUGACAGGUUACGUCAUCACCUGUUACCGAUGUACAGCUACGACCCCGCGGAGGACCUGCACGAGGCUGAACAGGAGCUGCUGGGGGAUCCAGACGACACCAAGGUGAUGCGAGGCUGGGGUGGAUACCAGCCCCAUCGGACUUCGCUCAUGGACAUGAAAGCGUAACGCAGCUCGAAGAGGCGACGUACUAACCACCUCCACCCCUCUCCCUUGUUGUCAAUUUCUGUGCUAACGUCAAGUCCUCCCACAUGGAGUUAAUUGUUAAAGCUCCAUCCUCCAUUUCGCUCUACUUCCACUCGCCUCUCCUCGUUCUGGGGCAGGUGGGAGUAGGCCCUGCCGGCUUUAGCUUCCGAGCGCUGUCAGACCGUGCUGCAGCUGCCCCUGAGCGUGCCUGCCGGCGAAGCACUGAAGACAUGAGCUGAAUCUUGGGUUUGCACGUUUUGACCAGGAGCGGCUCUUUCCCCCUUUUGGUUGUGGAUAUAAAACCCUCUGAGCCUUUUCGCGUGGGCCCAGAAGAGAGGCUGUUGAUCCUGAGAGUGUGUUGAUGAAACUCCGUCGCUGGGUGGCUCAAAGACUCAACCCCAAUAAACCCAGUUUAUCGCAGCCUCCCCUUCAGUAUAAGCCACUUAAAACCAACGCAGCUCUGGUAUUGCAGAUGCAUCUGCUGACUGCACAGAGAACAAACCUCCUGCCAUGCUGCAUAUCUACUUAUGCACGUGCUGGGCGUGUUACUUUGCGUGGGGGCAGUCCCAUGCACAAAUCUGAUUGAUUGUAUCUCUUGCGCUCUCUGUAUGGAGACUGUUGUUGAACUGUGCAGCUGGGGAUCUUAAUAUCUAGUUUAAUGGAGCCUUUGCUGCGAUCUUGAAAUAGCUGACAGCGAACAUUUGAAGCAGUCCUUUGAUUCCAGUCACCCCAGGGCAGGGAUGGGUCCAGUUUGCUUAUGCAGUAAAAACAGGGUGCGUUUAGUAGAGCAAAAAUGUCUGUCUCUGCAUUCAGCCAAGAGGCCUUAUGUAUUUGCCAAGGAGGAGAAGUCUUCCUGGCACAAAAGCUACUGGAUAGUAAAACAACCGAACUCUGUAAUAGUUCAGCAAGGUGGAUCUUUCUAUGUGGGUGAUUUUUGUAUUCAAUAGUAGCUCAUCUCUAUAUUUUGUAAAUAAAAAGGCACCGUGAACAUGA